AUGGAUCUUGAACAAGUCAUAUCAUAUGUCCAUGGCGGAAUAAUAAUAUUGCUGCUGGGAUCAACUUGUGAUAAUUUUGUGCAUGUUUUUCAUCUGAUGAUGAUUGUGUUUGGGAUAUGGGAAGCAGAGAAAGCGAUGUUGGUGAGGUUCAAUCCGAAGGCGGAUUUACAUGAAGCAGUAAAAUACGAUCUCAGAUUGAGCCGCGCCAAUAUCACUUUGUCAUUGAUGAGUCCCCCUAAUUGUUGCUUUCCAGCUCAUCCCAACUCAUCAGAUUCUCUUGUGAGAAUAUCACUUCCAACGUCGAUUAAUUUUGUCAUAACAAACAUUUCCUUCUUGGUUGGACCAAUCUUCAAUUGA
Sphenostylis stenocarpa is the source of this 357-nucleotide messenger RNA. The record is from the annotation of a GenBank genome assembly. Lineage: Eukaryota; Viridiplantae; Streptophyta; Magnoliopsida; Fabales; Fabaceae.